Sebastes umbrosus (honeycomb rockfish) is the source of this 1670-nucleotide messenger RNA. RefSeq names its product origin recognition complex, subunit 5 (gene orc5). Gene Ontology annotation, cellular component: nucleus; nuclear origin of replication recognition complex. Gene Ontology annotation, biological process: DNA replication initiation; DNA replication. NCBI's taxonomy places the organism in Eukaryota, Metazoa, Chordata, Actinopteri, Perciformes, Sebastidae. Gene Ontology annotation, molecular function: DNA replication origin binding. The record is from RefSeq and is a predicted model, not a curated record. The coding region runs from base 122 to 1453 and encodes 443 amino acids. The transcript has 15 exons.
AAAAAACUCCAUUACCCAUGAUUCAUUGCGCGAUUUCUGAUUGGCUGGCAAACGUAGACCGUCAUUUGACGUAAUCUGAAGGCGCGCGCGAAACUCCUUGUGAUAGAUCCUGUAUACCGGGAUGUCAGCUCUGUUACAACAAGCCGGGUAUGAGGAGGAGAGACUGCAGAGGGUCUCUAAGCAGCUGCCCUGCAGAGAGAUGCAGGCCGGGAUGCUGCUGGCGCUCCUGGGACAGCCGCACCAGUACAGCUACCCCUCCAUCUUCAUCUAUGGUCAUCGGGCUUCAGGGAAGAGUCAUGUGAUGCAGGUUUUGCUGAAGGAACUUGGGCUGCCUCACGCCACUGUCAGCUGUGUCGAAUGUGUCUCUGUUGCGUUGCUGUUUGAACAAGUGCUGCUGUCCUUCUUCGGCUGCGACGCCGCCUCGCUGCUCCCCCGCAGUCCCUCCCUGUCUGACUUCGUACGCGUCUACAGACAGCAGCGCUCCCAGUCUCCUGCCAAGCAGACGCGAUACGUUGUGAUGGAAAAAGCCGAGCUUCUGAGAGACACCGACGCCAACCUCCUCCCCGCUCUCCUGCGUCUUCAGGAGCUGGUUGAGGAUAACGUCACCGUCAUCCUGCUCAGUGAAAUCGUCUGGGACAAGUUUAGACCAAACACCGGCUGCUUCGAGCCUCUUCUGCUCCAUUUCCCCGACUACAGUAAAGGUGAGCUGCAGCAGAUUUUGUCCCAGGACAAACAUCCCUCAUAUUCAGCUGAGCUUUACUCGUCCUACGUCAACAUCCUGCUGGGAGUCUUUUACUCGGUCUGUCGGGACCUCAGAGAGCUGCGACACCUGGCUGCCCUCAACUUUUCAAAGUUCUGCGAGCCGUUAGCAGAAGGAAAAGUGAAAGAGACGGAAACACACAAGCUGUGGAGGAACGUUGAGCCUCAUUUGAAGAAAGCCAUGCAGACUGUUUACCUGAGAGAAGUGUCCAGUUUUCAGUGGGAGCAGAUGCAGCAAACGGAGGAGACUGGAGCGUUGAGAGGUUUAUCUGCUCACACUCAUGUUGAACUGCCUUAUUACUCCAAGUUCCUGCUGAUCGCUGCCUACCUGGCGUCCUACAACCCCGCACGCACAGAUAAACGCUUCUUUGUAAAGCACCACGGUAAAAUCAGAAAAACAAACUUCUUGAAGAAAAAUGAAAAGACCAGUAACCAUCUUCUGGGCCCAAAGCCGUUCCCUCUGGACCGCCUGCUCGCCAUUUUCUACAGCGUGGUGGACAGCAGAGUCGCCCCAACGGCCAGCAUCUUCUCCCAGAUCUCGUCUCUGGUGACCCUACAGCUGUUGACUCAGGUCAGCCACGACGACCAGCUCGAUGCGCCCAAGUACAAAUGUGCCGUUUCUAUGGACUUCAUCUGUGCCAUCUCCAGGACGGUGAAUUUUGAGAUUGUCAAGUACCUUUAUGACUUCCUGUGAGACUGACGGAGAGACGACACACAAGACAAAAGGUGGAUUUAUACAUUUAAUUUAAAGACGAGCCAAACGAGGAGCUCAGACUAUUGUUGUGGAGGAAAAUUAAUCCAAUUAUGUCGCUGCCCCCUUGUGGAUGAUGAAUGAGAUUGUCUCUUAUGACUGUCCAUGUUAAGUAUUUGCAUUUCUAUAAAAUAAAUGCCAUAUUGGCAAUUAUGAAUUA